CAACUCAUACGGGACUGGUGGCGCCUCUCAGGUCAUUUCCAGAGGUUCAAGUAGUGAUAAACAACAUUUUCAACAGUCGGAUUGUUGCACUGAGCUCCAACAAAGGACUCAUGUCGAGCCCCCAGGACAUCAUCCUAAGUUACCACGACGUCCUCAUCCGUAAAAAUGACCUUCAAACCCUGGAAAACCACUCAUGGCUCAACGACACCAUCAUCGGUUUCUACUUCGACUACCUAGAGCGCGAGAAAACCAAAGAAUCCCCCGAGAACAUCGUCUUCUCGAGCCCUGAACUGAGCCAGCUCUUGAAGCUCAUGGACGUCCAGGACUAUGGAGCCAUCCUGGACUCCAGGAUAACCCAGGAAACCGAUUUCGUGUUCUUUCCGGUGAACAACUGCGACGACAGGGAGGACCCGGGUGGUGCCCACUGGAGUCUCCUAGUUUAUUCCAAGCCCGAGGGCUCGUGCUUCCACUUGGACUCCAGCGGGGGCUUCAACGGGACCAUCGCCAGGGCAUUCUCCAGGAAAAUCCUGGAGUUCCUGACUGGGGGGAAGGGGAAAGGCUUUGUCGAGGUGAAGUGUCCGCAGCAGGAGAAUUCCUACGACUGUGGGAUCUUCGUUCUCUGUUUUGCUGAAGUUAUUUUGAGACAUUUGGCAGGGGCUGGAGAAGUGGGAGGAUGCGACUUCCAAGGGGUGGAGGGGGAGGUGAAGAGCGCGAGGAAGCGGAUUCUGGAGUUGAUCAAGGAGUUGAGUAGAAGGGACGGCAAAUGAGAGGAUUGAUGAGAAAUGAAUGGGUUAUUUUGUAUUUGUUGCUCCUGAAUAAAAGGAUUGUAUUUGGCAAA
Diachasma alloeum is the source of this 838-nucleotide messenger RNA. Its product is annotated as sentrin-specific protease 8. Gene Ontology annotation, biological process: proteolysis. Lineage: Eukaryota; Metazoa; Arthropoda; Insecta; Hymenoptera; Braconidae. The coding region runs from base 111 to 767 and encodes 218 amino acids. The record is from RefSeq and is a predicted model, not a curated record. Gene Ontology annotation, molecular function: cysteine-type peptidase activity; deNEDDylase activity. The transcript is spliced from 2 exons.